AUGGCUGCUAAGGAGCUUUUAUGCUUUCUUUUCGUCUGCUUCUUUGCCUUGGGAAGUGCUACUUACUGUACUUACGACAGUGAUUGUUCCUUCAGUGAGUCCUGUUGUACAGAUAAAGUCUGUAGAGAGAGAUGUUACUACUGUUCGCACGACUACCAGUGUGGGACGAACGAGCAAUGCUGUAAUAGGAAAUGUAUCAGCAGUUUCUCUUCAUGUUCGUGUACGUACGACUACCAGUGUGACCUUGAUGAGGAUUGUUGUGGGGGAGUUUGUUCCUCAUACUGUGGUUGGAGCGGCGGGUCUAUUGCAGGCGCUGUAAUCGGCACGAUUAUUUUUUUUGCAAUCAUCAUUUCCAUCGUAUCCUGCUGCUGCUGCGCUUGUUGCCCGUACUACCGCUAUCGUACACCCGGUGCUGUGGUCGUCACCGGCCAACAGCCACAGCAACAAAUCUUCUCAACCCAAAUGAUGACGACGCAACAAGUACAUGCUCCUCCGCCGGUGAACUACAACCUGCCUUCUCCAGAUGGAUACGAUCAUCCUCCUCCAGCAGGUUACAACCUACCUCCUCCAGCUGGUUACGAUCAGCCUCCUCCAGGUUUCAAUCAGGCUCCUCAGUCCUACACAAGCUAUCCUCCACCACCAAACCAAUAUCCUCCACCGUUACGACAAGCU
This is a messenger RNA of Pocillopora meandrina, 672 nucleotides long. The record is from the annotation of a GenBank genome assembly. Lineage: Eukaryota; Metazoa; Cnidaria; Anthozoa; Scleractinia; Pocilloporidae.